UUUGACAGGAGCUUUGACCUGUGUCGAGGAGACCGCAAGCCCGGUGCUGAAGAAGUACAAGUAUAUUUUCACAAUGAAAACAAAGGUAUAGAUAUCUGUUUCUGAAGUAGAGACAGAGAGCUUUUACCAGACCGGACAGGAAGACCAUUAGUGCAUAUGAAACUCAAAAAUGCCUAAUUUCAUCGCUCUUGCUGGACUGGUGGACAUGCAACGGAACUAAUGGGACACACGGGCUUAAAAUAAAUCCUUUUUGGUGAAUGACACUUUAUCGGAAAGCCUACGUGAUAGCGACAGAGAGACACACACGGAAGUGCGGACAUGGCUGACAGAACUGCUCCCAACUGCCACCUGAGACUGGAAUGGGUGUACGGAUACCGGGGACAUCAGUGCCGCAACAACCUGUACUAUACCGCCGCCAAGGAAAUAGUCUAUUUUGUCGCCGGUGUGGGAGUUGUGUACAACACCCGGGAGCACAAGCAGAAAUUUUACCUGGGACACAACGACGACAUAAUCAGUUUAGCUUUGCAUCCAGAGCGUGUGUUGGUGGCCACAGGACAGGUGGGCAAGGAGCCUUACAUCUGUGUGUGGGACUCCUACACCGUGCAGACUGUGUCCAUCCUCAAAGACGUGCACACACAUGGCAUCGCCUGUCUGGCCUUCGACCUCGAGGGACAGUGUUUGGUGUCUGUGGGCUUGGACUCUAAAAACACAAUCUGUGUGUGGGAUUGGAGGAGAGGGAAGGUUCUGGCAGCCGCUCCUGGUCAUACAGACAGGAUAUUUGACAUAUCAUGGGAUUUGUACCAGCCGAGCAAGCUCGUAAGCUGUGGUGUCAAACAUAUCAAGUUUUGGAGCUUAUGCGGUAAUGCUCUCACACCAAAACGUGGUGUUUUUGGCAAAACGGGGGAUCUCCAAACCAUACUCUGUCUUGCCUGUGCAAAGGAUGAGGUCACAUAUUCUGGUGCCUUGAAUGGUGACAUCUAUGUGUGGAAAGGGAUCAAUCUAAUGAGGACUGUGCAGGGGGCUCAUGGGUCAGGGAUUUUCAGCAUGAAUGCCUGUGAAGAGGGCUUUGCCACCGGGGGCCGAGACGGCUGUGUCCGGCUGUGGGAUCUCAACUUCAAACCAAUUACUGUCAUUGAUCUCAGGGAAACAGACCAAGGGUAUAAAGUAGCUAGAGGUGAAAAUAGCCGAGGGUUGUCUGUGCGCAGCGUGUGCUGGCGAGGAGAUCACAUCCUUGUUGGUACGCAGGACAGCGAGAUCUUCGAGGUGGUGGUUCAUGAUCGGAACAAGCCCUUCCUCAUCAUGCAGGGUCACUGUGAGGGCGAGCUUUGGGCUCUGGCUGUGCACCCGACCAAACCCUUAGCCAUGACAGGAAGUGACGACCGCUCAGUCAGGAUAUGGAGCCUUGUAGAUCAUGCUCUAAUAGCUCGCUGUAACAUGGAGGAACCUAUCCGCUGUGCAGCUGUGAGCACUGACGGCAUUCAUUUGGCUCUGGGAAUGAAAGAUGGCUCCUUCACUGUUCUCAGAGUUAGAGAUAUGACAGAAGUGGUGCACAUCAAGGACAGGAAGGAGGCCAUCCAUGAGCUUAAGUAUUCCCCUGAUGGAGCCCACUUGGCUGUUGGCUCCAAUGAUAACUCAGUGGAUAUCUACGGUGUGGUGCAGAGGUACAAGAAGGUGGGCGAGUGCAUUGGUUCCAGCAGUUUCAUUACUCACAUGGAUUGGUCCACAGACAGUAAAUAUCUGCAGACGAAUGAUGGCAGUGGCAGGAGGCUUUUCUACAGGAUGCCAAGUGGGAAGGAGGUCACCAACAGGGAGGAGCUGAAGCUGGUGCAGUGGGCGUCAUGGACAUGUGUGUUGGGCCCUGAAGUCAAUGGAAUUUGGCCCAAGUAUUCAGAUAUCAAUGACAUCAACUCUGUGGAUGCCAACUUUAGUAAUCAAGUCUUAGUAACAGCUGACGACUAUGGAUUAGUCAAACUUUUACGAUACCCAUGUAUAAAAAAAGGUGCAAAAUUUAAAAAGUAUUUAGGUCAUUCAGCUCACAUUACCAAUGCCAGAUGGUCACAUGAUUACCAAUGGGUCAUCACUAUUGGUGGAGCAGAUCACUCAGUGUUCCAGUGGAAAUUUGUCCCUGAGAGAAAGUCUAAAGAGGCUCUGCAUAUAGUGCCACAAGAGACCUUGGCAGACUCUAACAGUGAGGAGUCAGACUCCGAUCAGUCAGACGUACCUGAGAUGGACUCAGAAAUCGAGCAGGAGACACAGCUCACAUAUCGAAGACAGGUUUAUAAAGAAGAUCUACCUCAGCUCAAAGAGCAGUCCAAAGAAAAGCAUCGAGCAUUGGCCAUGAAAAAAAGAGAGAGAGCACCGGGGAGUGGGGUGAAGCUGCACUUUAUUCAUGGCUACAGAGGCUAUGAUUGCAGAAGUAACUUGUUUUACACUCAGACUGGGGAGAUAGUUUACCAUGUGGCUGCUGUUGGAGUGGUGUACAACAGGCAACAGAAUACCCAACGCUUCUACAUGGGCCAUAAUGAUGACAUCCUGUGUCUGGCUAUUCACCCCCUCAAGGACUUUGUAGCAACAGGACAGGUUGGCAGAGAUUCCUCAAUCCACAUAUGGGACACGGAAACAUUAAAACCUAUGUCAGUGUUAAGGGGUUUCCACCAGCUUGGAGUUUGUGCUUUGGACUUUUCAGCGGAUGGCAAACGACUGGCCUCGGUGGGGCUGGAUGACAAUCACACCAUUGUGCUGUGGGACUGGAGAAAAGGGGAGAAGCUCUCUGCCAUGAGGGGAAGCAAGGACAAGAUUUUUGUUGUCAAAAUAAAUCCCUACCUGCCUGACAAACUCAUCACAGCUGGUGUGAAGCAUAUGAAGUUCUGGCAUAAAGCUGGUGGUGGUCUAAUUGGGCGCAAGGGGAACAUGGGAAAGACAGAGACGAUGAUGUGUGCUGUAUACGGGUGGUCAGAGGAGAUGGUGUUUUCGGGAACAUGCACCGGGGACAUUUGCAUCUGGAGAGACAUGUUUCUGAUGAAGACUGUCAAGGCUCACGAUGGCCCUGUUUUCAGUAUGCAUGCGCUAGAAAAGGGAUUUGUGACAGGAGGAAAGGAUGGUAUAGUUGCUUUGUGGGAUGACACAUUUGAGAGAUGCCUCAAGACGUAUGCCAUCAAAAGGGCAGUCCUGGCUCCAGGCUCCAAAGGGUUGCUCUUGGAGGACAACCCCUCCAUACGUGCCAUAUCUCUGGGCCAUGGCCACAUCCUGGUGGGAACUAAGAACGGUGAGAUUCUGGAGGUGGACAAGAGUGGACCCAUCACACUGCUUGUCCAGGGUCACAUGGAAGGUGAAGUGUGGGGUCUGGCCACUCAUCCUCAUCUCCCACUCUGUGCCACCGUCAGCGAUGACAAAACUCUUCGCAUAUGGGAUCUCUCGCCUAGCCAUUGCAUGCUGGCUGUACGCAAGCUCAGGAAAGGGGGCCGUUGCUGUUGCUUCUCCCCCGACGGAAAAGCCUUGGCGGUGGGUCUGAAUGACGGCAGCUUCCUUAUUGUGAACGCAGACACCCUGGAGGACCUAGUAUCCUUCCAUCACCGCAAGGACAUUAUCUCUGAUAUCAGAUUCUCUCCAGGAGCUGGAAAGUAUCUUGCAGUAGCAUCAGGAGACACUUUUGUGGAUAUUUACAAUGUGAUGAGCAGUAAACGGGUUGGAGUUUGCAAAGGAUGCCUCAACUACAUCACCCAUCUGGACUGGGAUAAAAGAGGAAAACUACUCCAAGUCAACACAGGUGCUAAGGAGCAGUUUUUUUUCGAGGCUCCUCGUGGCAAGAGGCAGACGAUCCCAGCGACAGAGGUGGAGAAGAUUGACUGGAGUACAUGGACAUGUGUCCUGGGAACGUCUGUUGAGGGUGUUUGGCCUGUGAUCAGUGAGGUCACUGAGGUGACCUCCGCCUGCCUUAGCAACGACCGGAAGGUGCUCGCAACAGGAGAUGACCUAGGAUACGUCAAACUCUUCAGAUACCCUGUCAAGGGGAAGUAUGCAAAGUUCAAACGCUAUGUGGCCCACAGCACACAUGUUACCAAUGUGCGAUGGACCCAUGACGACAGCCUGUUGGUGACUGUCGGUGGGGGUGACACGUGCCUCAUGAUCUGGGCCCAUGAACCCGAGGGACGCCGGGAAAUCAGACAGUGUGAUAGUGAGGAGUCUGACAUCGAGAGUGAGGAUGAUGGAGGCUACGACAGCGAUGUGACGAGGGAAAAUGAGAUCAACUACACCAUCAAGGCCUUAUCCACCAACAUGCGACCCAUGACAGGCGUUAAACCACACCUGCAGCUGAAGGAGCCGUCUGUGGAUGAAAGACAAGGGGUGGUCAGAGGGUCCAGGCCUCCUGUCAGCAGAGCAUUGCCACAGCCAGAGAAGCUACAGACAAACAAUGUUGGAAAAAAGAAGAGACCCAUUGAGGACCUUGUGUUGGAUCUGGUGUUUGGUUACCGUGGCAAUGACUGCCGCAAUAACGUGCACUACCUGAACGAGGGGGCCGAUAUCAUCUACCACACAGCCUCAGUUGGCAUCGUCCUCAACUUGACGACCUCCUGCCAAAGUUUCUACAUAGAACACAGUGAUGACAUUCUGUGCCUGACAAUCAAUCAACAUCCUAAAUUCCCCAACGUGGUGGCAACUGGCCAAGUAGGUGAUACUGGUGACAUGUCAGCCACUUCUCCAUCUAUCCAUGUGUGGGACGCCAUGACCAAGCAGACACUGUCGGUUCUGCGCUGUUUCCACUCUGGCGGCGUUUGCUCCGUCAGCUUUAGUGCCACAGGAAAACUCCUGCUGUCUGUGGGCCUGGAUGCUGAACACACUGUCACUAUUUGGAAGUGGCAGGAAGGUGCCAAAGUGGCCAGUCGGAUAGGUCACACCCAGAGGAUCUUCGUGGCUGAGUUUCGUCCAGACUCAGACACACACUUUGUGUCGGUGGGCAUCAAGCAUGUGCGUUUCUGGACGUUGGCAGGUCGAGCUUUACUCAGCAAGAAGGGAGUACUGAGUUCAAUAGAGGAUGCACGAAUGCAGACGAUGCUGUCUGUAGCAUUUGGAGCUAAUAACUUGACAUUUACAGGUACCAUAAGUGGGGAUGUGUGUGUGUGGAAGGAACACAUUCUAGUAAGAAUAGUGGCCAAAGCUCAUACGGGCCCCGUGUUCACCAUGUACACGACCCUGAGAGAUGGCCUUAUUGUCACCGGAGGCAAAGAAAGACCAUCAAAAGAGGGAGGUGCUCUGAAGCUCUGGGACCAGGAAUUGAAGCGCUGCAGAGCCUUCAGAUUAGAAACUGGACAGAUCAUAGACUGUGUUCGUUCUGUAUGCAGAGGGAAGGGUAAAAUCCUUGUAGGAACCAGGAAUGCAGAGAUCAUUGAAGUAGGGGAGAAGAAUGCUGCAUGUAACAUCUUGGUGAAUGGACACAUGGAUGGACCCAUCUGGGGACUGGGAACACAUCCUUCCAGAGAUGUGUUUCUAUCUGCUGCAGAGGACGGCACUGUACGUCUGUGGGACAUCGCAGAGAAGAAGAUGCUGAAUAAAGUGAACCUCGGCCACCCGGCACGAACCAUCAGCUACAGUCCUGAAGGAGACAUGGUGGCCAUCGGCAUGAAGAAUGGAGAGUUCAUCAUCCUUCUUGUCGCCUCUCUUAAAAUCUGGGGCAAGAAACGAGACCGGCGCUCCCCUAUCCAGGAUAUCAGAUUCAGCCCUAAUUCGCGUUACUUGGCUGUUGGCUCCACUGAGAGCGCAGUUGAUUUCUACGACCUGACACUUGGCCCGCAGCUGAACCGCAUCAACUGCUGUAGGGACAUCCCCAGUUUUGUCAUGCAGAUGGACUUUUCUGCUGACAGUUCCUACAUCCAGAUAUCCACUGGUGCUUAUAAACGUCUUGUGUACGAGGUGCCGUCUGGGAAACAGGUCACAGAGCAGUCACAGAUCGACAGGAUUACCUGGGCCACGUGGACAAGUGUCCUUGGAGACGAGGUCAUUGGGAUCUGGUCCCGAAACACUGAUAAAGCAGACGUAACCUGUGCAUGUGUGUCCCACUCGGGCCUUAACGUUGUCACAGGUGAUGACUUUGGAAUGGUAAAGCUGUUUGACUUUCCCUGUCCUGAGAAGUUUGCCAAACACAAACGUUUUCUGGGCCACUCUGCUCACUUGACAAAUAUACGCUUCACAAACGGAGAUCGCUUUGUUGUCAGCGCUGGAGGAGAUGACAGAAGCCUCUUUGUUUGGAGGUGUGUCCAUACCCCUCACUAAAAAAAUACAGUGGACCGUCCACCUUUACAGAGUCUGGGCGUCUGCAAGUCGUCAUCGUCAGAAGAAGAAGAAGACAUAUUCCAUUAAAGAAUGAGUCUCAAGGUGGAGGAGGAGGACGGGCCUGGCAGCUUGUAAAUGAGGGAAAGUGGUGAACUGAAUUACUGCCUCAAAACUAGGUGCAUGCAUGUGUGCAAGGCUCAUUUUCAUCACAGCAUCAGUCCUGAUUGUGAGCAAACAGCCCUGCUCUCACAACUUCACAUCACUACUGGAAGAAAAAAAAAUAAAACAGCUCUCUAAUAGAUGUUUAUCAUUUCAGUGAUGGGUUAUUUUUUUAAGAAUGAGAGUAUCUGUGUCCAUGUCCCAAAUGGCAGUUCUGCCACUUGGUAGGCCUAUGAAAUUGUUACUGACAAUGCCAUUUUUUAACCAUGUAGCAAACUGAAUUAGCCUUAAUCCGAGUGUUAUGAGGGUCUACAUUCUUUUUGUAUUAUGUUUGUUUUACUUUUUGGAUCACAUAGUCAUUUGUUUGUGCUAUUUUUACUAUGUUUAUUCCAAAUCCUGUGGCCUUCCUCCUGAAUGUAACAUCCACUGUUAUGUUCUGGAUGUCAGCAUGCCAAAGCAUACUAUGCACUGUACACCUGACCUGGUCACUGUGUUAACCCUGGUGGUUCAUUUAUGGUUUGUUUAUGUGGUUGUGUUAUUGACUGGUUGACCUCAAGCCUUCCUCUGCAGUGUUCCCCUCAUGACAUGUUAAUGUGUGCAUACUUGUUUGAGGACUUUAGGUGGUAAAUGGUGUGCAUGGCUUAACGAAAGACAAUCCGACCCAACCAGAAUCCUCAGAAAACAAAACAACAGCUGUAAGAUUGAUGUUUCAAUGCACUGUUGCGAUUCUUUUCACUUUUCAGUGUGCUGCUAUGAUGUAUUAUUGUCGCAUUUUCAUGACGGGUGUGACGUUUUUUCAACACUUAAGUUCAUGUUUUGUGUAAUGAGGUAUAUUGCUUCAAUGGAAUGUUUUAUCAGAGAGAAAAUAUAACAAGUGCAAAACCCUUUGCUCCUUGUAUUAUGAAUAACUACAAAAAAUGUCGCUGCAUAUUUUGAUUUACAUUACACCAGUGUAAAUAUCAUUUGUAGAUAUUCUUUUUGUAUAUUUUUUGUGAGACAUUUCUUAAAUUCCACUUUAAUAAAAAAGAAGAAACCAUGAACUUGAGUUUUAAAGUUUGAGUGAAAUAUGUUUACUGAGUCAAAAACAGCAAAAAUGACCAAUUAAUAACGCAGAAAAUCAGUGUAAUAAGCUAUGAUUGCUCAAUAUAUCUUAUCAAUAAAUAGAAUAACUUCC
Messenger RNA from Sphaeramia orbicularis (orbiculate cardinalfish), 7600 nucleotides. It is a transcript of the gene eml5, whose product is annotated as EMAP like 5. The record is from RefSeq and is a predicted model, not a curated record. Lineage: Eukaryota; Metazoa; Chordata; Actinopteri; Kurtiformes; Apogonidae. The transcript is spliced from 45 exons. Bases 319 to 6267 code for a protein of 1982 amino acids. Gene Ontology annotation, molecular function: microtubule binding.